GUUUUUUUUUUGAAAAUGUGGCGUUUUUAGUUCUCUUAAUUCCCUUAUAUAAUAAUUUGCGCAUUCCUUUCUCCAUUCCAAAAUUCCACAACCUUGUAAGGAAUUACAUAUUCUGUUUGUUACUUUAAUCAUCCAUUGGUUUAUCAGUAAUUCCAAAAUCCCCUUGCAUCUAGUGUUCCAGAAUCACAGAACCCAUCAAUGCGAAACAGUUUUUGGAAAUUGAGGGUUAAAAGGGAAUAUGGGAUCUAGUGGAGGCAAGCUUCUUGGAGAGGUGGGUUAUGAUUGCCGUCGUUGUCAGAGACAAAGUGGUGGGUGGAGGAGGAAGGGGAAGAUCUGGGGAGGAUUAGAGAAGAGAAUACAUCAUGGGGAGGUGAACUAAUUGGUGAGAAAGCAUAAAUAUUUUUAAAUAUU
This is a messenger RNA of Rubroshorea leprosula, 411 nucleotides long. The record is from the annotation of a GenBank genome assembly. NCBI's taxonomy places the organism in Eukaryota, Viridiplantae, Streptophyta, Magnoliopsida, Malvales, Dipterocarpaceae.